CCAACGAUCGCCGCGAGUUUCCACACAAUUCCUUUCCAAUUUCCCAAUCAAUCGAUCGAUCGGAAGUCUUGGACGUUCCAAGAAACCACUCACUGAUAGCUCCAUUAUGAGUGGCGUGCUGCGUCGCGGAUCCCUGAAUUUCGAUUGCGUGGGCGGGCCGCGGGACAAGGGCAGGGGCAGCCUCGAGGCGAACCUGUAUGGCGGAUAUCGUGAGACGAGGCCGGGCCCAAAGACUCCGGAAAUCAGUGUCAUUGCAUUGGACUUCCGUCGCUACUCCGAGGACCUCAAGAAGCCGCCCAAGGAGGGGGAGCAGGAGAAGGAGGAGCCACCGGCCAGGGACCUCAGCCAGGAUGCGGACAGCGAUGUGAUAUCGAAUUUCCUGGGACACUACACCCGCUGGAGCUUCCUGUGGACCCUGCUCCUCUGCCUGUUCCAGCUGCCCACCACUUUUCACCUGUUUAUGUUUGUGUUCCAGAUGGCGGACACAGACGUGGCAUCGGGCGAGGCCUCGCCCAUGCUGCAGGGCUGCGUGGAUCUGGACAAGCUGGACCAUCUGCAGACGCGGCUUCUAGAGCGUCUCUUCGGAGCCAUUAGUGCGUGGCAAAGCCUCUGGUGUGGUUUGCUUUCGAUCUUCCAGGCCAUCUGCACCUUCCACAUCUUCGUCUACGUGUUCCAGACUGCUCCCAAGGACUACUGGUGUGCCCAACCGGACCACCUUCGGCAGAUGAGUGUCUCCGAGUGGCGCAACCUAAGUCAGACCUCUAAUGGUUGCCUUCUCCUGGAUGUGGACUACUCCCAGGUGUCCUAUGAUGGCAAUCAGUUGAUCAACUGGCCAGCAAACGCCAGUGAACUGGGCUACCGACAAUGCCAGCACUUUGAGUUCUCCGACGUGGAUGGAUCGGCCAAGACGCUUGUCCAGGAGUUCGAGCUGGUUUGCGGACGCGACAUCCUAAGCCUGGUGGAGACCUGCUUCCUGGUGGGUGCGGCAGCGGGAGCUGUGCUCAGUGGCUGGAUUUCAGAUCGCUUUGGCAGGCGACACACGCUGAUGGCAUUCGUUACCAUCCAGAGCGUUUUCGGUGGAAUUUUGGCCUUCUCAACAUCGGUGGCCAUGUUCAUGUCGCUACGUGUUAUAAUUGGAUUCGCAUCAAUGACCGUGACUGUUGUGAGCUUCGUGCUGGUGGUGGAACUGGUCUCCGGCAAGUGGCGCACCAUAAUCGGCAUUCUCAACAUUCUGCCGGUGGCCAUCUCGUACGUCCUCUCCGCCGGACUGGCCUAUCUAAUCCGCGACUGGCGUCACCUCCAGCUGGCCAUCUCUUGGCCGUGGCUAAUCAUGCUCAGCAUUUGGUUCUGGUUGCCGGAGUCGCCACGAUGGCUAUUGGCCCAGGGUCGCCUGGAUGAGUUGUGUGGUCUAAUUGAGAGAGCGGCCCGGAUGAACGGUACCACUGGCAGCCUGCCCAGCAACUAUCGCAAGACCCUUGAGGCUGCGGUUCCAAGGACAGUGGUACCUCAAUCCCCACCAGAGCUGGCGGGCCAAGUAGAAGGGGUGCAAGCCGCUGGUACGGAUGCUGCAGAUCCCGCUGUGAGUGGCCAUGUGAAUCCCCUGCUGGUGGUGUUCGGCGCCAAGUACUGGCGCACCACCUGUCUGACCCUGAUCAUUUGGCUCACGCUGAUCAUCAUAUACUUUGGCCUCACCCUUCACCUGAGCAACCUGGGAGGGAAUGUGUACAUUAAUAGCGCUGUGGCCGGUACCGUGGAGGCCGCAUCCAUCUGCAUCAGCAUUGUGGUGGUGCUCAAGGUGGGCAUCCGACGGAGUCUCAUAGGGUAUAUGCUGCUGCCGGGUCUCUGCUGUCUGGCCACAAAUCUGAUGCCGAAUCAGACGGGAGUGAUUGCACUGGCCACCAUUGCCAAGUGCCUCAUUGGAGCCAAUAACGCCAUCAUUCCCACCUACACAGCGAUGCAGUAUCCCACAAUUGUUCGCAACUUUGGUGUCGGCAUGGGCAACCUGGCCUCUGGAAUUGCCCUAAUCCUCGUGCCCUUCCUCUGGCAACUGGAGCACAUCGACGCCCUGCUGCCCUUGAAUAUAAUGGGUGUGAGUGGCCUGAUUGGCGCCAUUGCCAUCAGCCUUAUGAAGGAUGUGGAGUGAUCUGGGAGCUGGGAUUGGAACAGGAACUACAACAGGGACAAGAGCUCACUAUCCGUUACGACAUUUGCCUAUAACUGUGAUAUAAUGGACCUACUACAGGGGACAUGGCACACCGAACUUUAUCGUUUUAUUUCUCAUUUCACUCCACCAUUAACUAUAAUAUGCUUUUUAUUUUAUUUUAUUUAUACUUAUUUUAC
Drosophila serrata is the source of this 2340-nucleotide messenger RNA. Its product is annotated as organic cation transporter protein. Gene Ontology annotation, biological process: transmembrane transport. Gene Ontology annotation, cellular component: membrane. NCBI's taxonomy places the organism in Eukaryota, Metazoa, Arthropoda, Insecta, Diptera, Drosophilidae. Gene Ontology annotation, molecular function: transmembrane transporter activity. The record is from RefSeq and is a predicted model, not a curated record.